Plasmodium knowlesi strain H is the source of this 1350-nucleotide messenger RNA. Its product is annotated as apicoplast integral membrane protein, putative. NCBI's taxonomy places the organism in Eukaryota, Apicomplexa, Aconoidasida, Haemosporida, Plasmodiidae. The transcript is spliced from 2 exons. Bases 1 to 1350 code for a protein of 449 amino acids. The record is from RefSeq and is a predicted model, not a curated record.
AUGAAAGCAAUCACGGUGUUCCUGAAAAUCGGGCUACUCGCAGUGGUCAGCAGCCUGAGGACGCCAGACGUGAAGAGGAGGAGCCAAGAAAUUGUCCCGAAGGGGAACCCCAAUUGUCUCCUGACGGAAUUAAAAAGAAAAGGAACAAGACGAAUUUACACAAACAUAAAUUUCCAUAAUAUUGAUAAAAGUAUAAAAAACGAAAUAAUAAAAAAAAAAGAAUUUAAUUAUAACGACACGAUAGCAGAUAAAUUAAGGAAACUGAAAAAGUUGAAAAAUGUAUUGAAUCAAUACAGCUUACGGAUUAAUAAAGAGGACUUAGACAAUUUAAAAGAAAGAACAAAACAUUUAGUGAAAACGAAUUUUGAUUUCACCAGAAGUUAUUAUGUACAUGUUUACAAUAAGUUGAAGGAGGAUUCUGGAUUAAUUUUCGAUAAGCUAAAAUAUGGAUGUAAUAUUUUUUAUGAUUACGUUGGGAGUAGCUACUUGUUCAAUGUCAUACAGAACUAUUAUCUUAACUUCCCCCUGUUGAGUAAGUCCAGUUGUCUACCUAAAAUGGUUAAUUAUAAUUCAGUUAACUUUCUAUUCAUCUUAUUUACCUUCCUAUAUUUCAAGAGCGACUUAAUUUACAGCCUUUUUAAAAAAAAAUAUGCAUUCAUUGGAGAGUUCAGAAAUGUGAAGACAGACCGACUUGUGAAGAUGCAUACCUUGUCCACUUUGAUUUUCUUUUUUUAUAAAUUUUUUGUGUUGCGCUUAUUUUUUGUUUUGAAUUCAUACAGUUUUUUUUCACGAAAGUUAUCCAUGCUAAAUAAUGUGGUGCACGUGCUUUUUUUCUCCUUUUUGUCUGUCUACCCCUACUUCCUCGUGCAGGCCAACUGGGGGAGUUUCCACUUGCUCGGCUCGCGCAGAAGUAAAAUCCUCGGAGGGGUCGUGCUCGCUCACCUGCUCCUCAUCUAUACGCGACUCAUGUGCCAGAACAACUGGACCUUCCUUAAAAAGUGGACGGACGAGCAUUUUUUUAACCGGGACGAAGUCAUGAGGGCUCUCAAGGAAGACCAGAAGACCGAGUUCUACGUCAACCUCCUCAACCAGUACAGCUUUCUCAAGAGGCUCUAUCUCGGGAACAACAAGUUCUACGAGAUCCUGCUCCAUCUACAUAAAUACAAGUACCUCCUCGAUAUAAUUUCGCCCAUCAAUUCCUUGUUCUACAUAUACAUCGCGCACUCGGCCUACUACUACCUGAACAAUUUAUCCUUUGCGGGCAUUUACAUUUCUUCCUUUUCUCUGGCCCUCUUCCUGCUGAAUGUUUUAUCGAACAAAAUCGACAUGUACUUCUUGACCCGCACCUAG